AUGUCCGAACCAAGCUUUUCCGAAGCAGAGCUUGCAAAAUACUUCAAAAGUACAACUGCUGUCUAUCACACAAAAUCGUACCCCUUCAUCAGUCCCAAUCGACCUGGACUGUCUACAAGGGGAAAGACGGCCAUCAUUACCGGCGCCGGAAAGGGAGGCAUCGGAAAUUCAAUUGCCCUUUCCCUCGCAAAGUCCGGCAUCUCUGCUCUUGGUCUUGUUGGGCGUACCGAAGCAACGCUCCUUGCAACCAAGGAAGUCGUUGAAAAGAUAUCCCAAGAUACACGGGUCUUCCUCUACACUGUGGACCUCGUAGACGCCGACGGGAUCGCCUCGGCACUGCAGUCAUUUGUCGACAGCACAGGGUCCAAGAUUGACAUCCUGGGCGCCAACGCAGGCUACAUGUCGGACCUCAACACCGUCAUUGGAUCCGACGCGGACGACUGGUGGCGCGGUUUCGAGGUCAACAUCCGGGGCAACUUCAACCUGCUGCGGGCGUGGGUGCCGCACGCGCAACCUGGCGGCGUCGUCGUCCACACCAGCACCUCGGCCAUCCACGGCCCUUAUAUGCCGAACUUUUCUAGCUACCGCGGUUCCAAGGCUGGCGCCACCAAGGUGUUUGAGAUUUUCCGCCACGAGAUGGCCGAGCUGGGCAAUGGUGUCCGCGUUGUGCAAUUCCACCCUGGCCUCAUUAGAUCGACCAUGAGCUUCAAGUUUGCGCCCUCCACUGCGGGCUUUCCCUGGGAUGAUGUUGAGCUGAGUGGCGACUUUUUCAAUUGGCUGGUAAGCGACGAGGCCAAGUUUCUGAAUGGCAAACUUGUCAUGGCCAAUUGGGAUGCGGAGGAAAUGUUGCAGAAGAAAGACGAAAUUGCCGGCGAUGCGGACAUGUAUACCAUGAACCUUGUUGGUUGGGUUUGA
This is a messenger RNA of Pestalotiopsis fici W106-1, 915 nucleotides long. RefSeq lists its product as uncharacterized. The record is from RefSeq and is a predicted model, not a curated record. Bases 1 to 915 code for a protein of 304 amino acids. The transcript is spliced from 2 exons. NCBI's taxonomy places the organism in Eukaryota, Fungi, Ascomycota, Sordariomycetes, Amphisphaeriales, Sporocadaceae.